AUGGCCAACGAAGUCCCCAAUUUCGCAUGGGAGGAACUUGCUUCCCACUUUGUCUACGUACAUGCCAAUCCUGAAGCCAAAGGCGUCACAGACCUGUUCCUACGCUGCAAGCCUACACAAGGAGAGGAUAUCACAACUUUCAUAAGCGCGUUAGCGCGAGAAAUUGAACAACAUUCGGCCCGCGAACGCGGAAAAUACCUGGAAACAUAUACAGCGCCUGCAUUAGAAGACGUUCUCAUCGACGACGAGACCAUCAAGGAAAUCAGUCCGUUUUUCAGCCAGUUGCACGAGGAAUUAAGAACGCCCCGAUGGAAGUGGGAUGAGGUCCCCAUAAACAACCCUUACUGCCGGCAUCCACAGGAAGCUCAAUGUAGCUGUCUGAUCCCGUAUGACGAGCGGCAGGCGCGUGCGCUUCUGCGGCGGCGAGUGGGCGAGAUUACGAGUUGUGAUUUUUUUGGACCCAACGCCGCCGGGCUUAGGAGCUGGGAACUCUUGAGGACGCUCGCGAUUCACGGCAAGAUGGAGCCCAUCUUUAAAUUGUGCGCGCACCCAGAUAAUGGCUUCAAAGUCUGGUGGGACUUGAGUACUUGCCUAUGCGAAGGCGGUAAUGGUGCUUCGUUUCACGUGUACCAAAAGGCUGCAAUUUCCUUCAUUUGCCUCAAUAUUCUCCGCCAGUUCCCGGAAACAUGGGAUUCUACAAAGGGGAGAAACGAACAGAACGACUAUCGGUUGACGAGAAUGUAUCAACACGUUGUAAGGCACACAACAAAGACGAGUACCGCAUCCGCAACGCCGUGUCUCGCCCACUGCUACUUCUACGGCAUUGACAACUUGCAAUUCUCCAUAAAUACUAGACCACGAGAGCCGGAACGCUGGCCCCAACUUGUUAAAAAGGAUUACAUGGGAAACGAUUACAUGUCCGAAGACGACUAUCCCGAAGGCCUCAUCAGCUAUGAAGAUUUCAUCAAUUUCGAGAAAGCAGCAGAAUAUCAACCGCAUAUCAACGAUGUGAAGCCUGUUGAAGAGAUCUUAACAGGCAAGGGGCUGCCUUCUGAACUUGUUGCAGAGGUUGUGGACUUGGCCGAAUACACGCCCAGACGCAGGCUAAAGGUUGAGCAUAAUCCAUUUCAUCCCGAUAACAAAGACGAUUUGGAGAGCUAUCUAGCCGAGUGUUGGGCCGUAAUGAUACAGUACGAUAUGCUCUCCAAAGAGAUCGACGAGAACAUCGAUUGGGUUAGUCAGCUGAGGGGAUGCUUUCAGGAACUCCUCCCCAGUCUUCGCAUCAUGUGGGUUCCGGAGACGGUUCGAUCGGAUAACGAACCAGUUCAAAACGUAUAUGUAAUCGUUUAA
Messenger RNA from Colletotrichum truncatum, 1350 nucleotides. RefSeq lists its product as uncharacterized. NCBI's taxonomy places the organism in Eukaryota, Fungi, Ascomycota, Sordariomycetes, Glomerellales, Glomerellaceae. The record is from RefSeq and is a predicted model, not a curated record.